Molecule: messenger RNA, 2324 nt
Organism: Phytomonas sp. Hart1
Lineage: Eukaryota; Euglenozoa; Kinetoplastea; Trypanosomatida; Trypanosomatidae
Source: the annotation of a GenBank genome assembly
GGUAUUCGUAAAGCUUUUUUAUAUAUAAAUUCGAGUUUAACCAUCUGAAUAAAGACUCUGGGUGGAUUGAUCAAUCCUAGAUAAUUUGCUUUAUGCUUACCAGAGCAACUUGCUCUUCCUUGGGCGGAUGAUAGCUUAAGUAACUCCAGAACAUACUGCAGUUCAACAUUCUCUAGGUACGUAGUUAUAUCAACUACUACCACAAAAAAAAAUGAAUAUAUGCAACAGCAAUUAAGAGCAAUGAGCUCAAUACGUGUGAGCAAAUCAGUUGCAAAGUGUUUCACACCCAAGAUCAAAUGCUACAUUUUUUAUCUAUUUGUAUAACACAAGCUCACAUACGGCUGUAAUAGCUGCCUAUUUAUAAGAAUGUUCUGAUGCCGACGAUUUUUUAUUUUUCAAGACUGACCAGCGGAAGGAAAAGUAAUGCUUAAGCAAUUGUAAAACAACAAACCAAGUGGGACUUGAAAUUUGCCACAAAAAUAACCAUCAAGAAAGGUGAAUAAUACGCUUUGAGAUUGGUGUUAAAUAUAUUUUAAUUAUUAUUAUUCUAAAAAGUUCAUUAACGAUUGAAAAUGAGCUCAAUUAAGCAAAACUUUUUAUUCACUUUCACACGUCUCUAAUAUCUUCAUAAUGUGAAUGAUUCUGUUCAAAAUAAAAACGUAUUCCUCUUUCAGCACUCUACUCUUUCCUAUAUUAACAAAACCUAUUUAUGAGACUACUCGCAUUCACAGCAUAAUUAUUUUCCUCUUUAGGUUAUGGCAGAAUUGGAUUCUACUGCCGAAGGGCUUUUGCAGGAUCCACAGUUUCUUCUAAGGCUUCAUAUCAAAAUUGUAAAAUAUUUAGCAACAAGUGCGCCUGAUGCCGACGAAAGGCGUAUUUCGUCCUUAUUCGAGUCUGUGGAUAGUCGAUACAAAGAGGCAGGUCGUGAGCACCUUGACCUGUACGCCUUGCAGGCACUUUUGCGCCCUAUUUUCCCAGUGUCCGCGGUAUCGGAUAGGGAGUUGAGGAUACUAUUGCACAUGCUUCCAUUAUCUGAAGGCAAUGGUGCGGAUGGCGAACUAAAAAAUAGAAUAGAUCCGGUGGAAGUUUUUUUUGAGCUUCGCCAGCUUAUCCCAAGGGCGGCCUGGCAAGUGCAGUUUUUGGUCCGUAAGGCUCGUUCUGUGAUAUUUAGCAAUAAAAAUGUGAGUAAGUUUGAGCAGUGUGUGCGUGAAGCGGCUCGGAUCGAACCACCGCAGGUAGUGAACCCAGAGGAAGCUCGGAAGUUUCUGUGCAAGUCAUGUGGAUUUGGUGCCUCUGAGGCGCUUUUCUUGUUGCGCUAUUGCGUCGAAGCCGAUACCGGUGGGGGGUUAGAUGCCUCUUUGCUGUAUGGCUUUCUCUUUUCUGUUCAAAUACCGUGCACAAUAGAAUAUCCUAUCCUCGCGGCUCAGGUCGCAGAGGCCACGAGGGAGCCCGCCAAAGAGGGGGCCACAGGCUCCAUCGCGCUGCUCCACGCCCUUCGCCGUGUGCUGCACCCGCAGAGCCCCGUGGGGAGUGGGCCGGACGCCGAGCCCACCGCGGACCUGGACUUCGGCCCUCUGUCCAGCAACCUCACAAUUCAACAGUUUCACGCGCUUUGCCAGGACCUCGCAGUGGGCUUCUCACGGGAGCAGUCCGACCGCCUCUACCACUACCUGAAGGACGCGCAGGCGCCGUCGCUGGGCGUGCGCGAGGUCGUCCGGAUGUACCGGCGGUACUUCCCUCCCGUCAAUAGCUCCAUGCUUUCCAUUAUCAAAGCUGCCGUGACACAGUACCUCCUACGCGCGGCAAAGGGCAACGUCCUGGCCUUCACCGAGCUCUACGUGCGCCUCCAGGAGUGGGGCGUGCGGGCGGUACCGAUCGAGGCCUACGUGCGGGCGUUACGCAAGAGUGGCGUGCCGGAUACGGUCACCGAUUUGCAUCUGGAAUGGGUGCGGCUCAAGGCCCCCACACGGGUGGAUUUGAUCUUCUUUCUAUGCGUUCCCUUGCCCUCCAGCCGCGAGGCGGUUAUACGAAAGCUCUUUGAGCGACUUUGUACUCACCAGGACGCUCCGAGUGUGCUCGCGAGUGAUAUGAUGGAUCGUUUCCAGACAAACAAGAUUGAAGGUAAAACAUUGCAACGUACAGCGGUGAAUUGCAAAAAAGCGCUAAAAGAAUACUUAGACGAACUUGAUAAGGCUUCCCUAAAUUAUGAGCUUUUUGCCUACUUUUGGUACAUGAUUUCUGCUGCUAUUGAUGAUGAUCCAACGUAUACUAUGCUUAUAUGGCAUUGCUUUAGGCUUGCAGAUCGCACUAGCAAACGUGUUUAA